Cetraspora pellucida is the source of this 135-nucleotide messenger RNA. Lineage: Eukaryota; Fungi; Glomeromycota; Glomeromycetes; Diversisporales; Gigasporaceae. The record is from the annotation of a GenBank genome assembly.
AAUACUGUUUUGCAAAAAAGUUUUACAAGUUCUUCUGCAAUAUCAAAAGUAGUGAUUCAAGAAAACUAUAAAGAAUUAUCUAGUAGUGACAAUAAUGGAAAUGAUUAUAGUGGUGAUAGCAAUUAUGAAUAUUAG